CUGGUUUUGAAAAGCUAUCAUGGCAACUUUCUCUGGAUCUCAAGGAUUGCCUCUACAACUUGAAAUAUCACACCUGAAUGAGGUUUUGGUGCUUUUAAGAAAGUGUGGGUUCACUGAUAAGAGAUGGUUUGAGCUGGGACUGGCUUUAGGCUUGUCAAAGAAUACACUGGACACCAUUGAAAUCAAUUACCCUCGUGAUACUAGUCGUUGCUUGUUGGAAUGUCUCUCUAAGUGGCUGGAAAAAGCUGAUGAUGUGAACAGUAAAGGAGGAGCUACGUAUGAGUCACUGUCAACUGCCAUUAGAGAUAUGAAUGAAAAUGCAGUAGCUGAAAAUAUAGAAAAAGAGAAGUGUCCUGAAGUUCUUGCUGUUCAUAUUUUCAAUAAGCACCUUCCCCUCCUCUCCAAGUCUCUCUCUGAUCCUGUUAAUGUUGCUAGGUUGCUUUAUGGAGAGCAUGUAAUAACACAGCUAAAGUUACAUAGUGUGGAAGAUGAUAGUCUGUCUCUUUCUAAUAAACGACAAGUCCUGCUAGCUGCUGUCAAGGAUGCUAUUCAAGCUGAUCAUGUUGCUCUACAAAAGUUUUCUAUUGUUUUGUGUCAUCUAACGCGUAAUGUCAAACUCGGAGAAAGUAUCCUUACAGACUAUGGAAUAUAUUUUCCCAGCAAUGAAGAAACUUCAAUCGUCAACAUUCAAGAAGUUCUUUUAAGUACUGAAUCAAGUGAUACAGUCUCACCUACACCUAAAACUGUUGAAGUUGUUAUUCCCAGAAGCAAGAGUGAAGAAUUCACCACUCUUAGGUUAUCAUAUGCCAAAAUGUCAUACAAUGUUCGAAAGGCUAUCAAAAAUGCAAACAUUGACUUGGAAGAUUUAAAGGACUUCAUCAUUAGCAUGGACAAUAAACUUGAAAAGAAGUUAGAAGAAUGUCAAAAUAUUUCAAGCACCUUAAGUGUCAUCGAUAAAGAAUGUUCAUUGAUUGAUAUUGGACUUUUUCGUGCAGUGGUAGAAAAUUUUGAAAUUGUUGCAGCUGAUAAGCUCAUCAAAGAAUACCAUGAUUUUUCAAAGGAAUAUUUUCAGUCCAGUCCCAUUGCUUGCUAUCUAAAAGAAAAGCUUGAAGCUUCUGCAACUUGCCCUGCUCUUCAGUGUGAAACAGUGACCUAUGUUUUUGACUGGAAACCUGGUGAGACAAAAUUAGAUGACAUCAAAAAUAUACUUUCCAAGACAUCCGGUAAACUAGUGAAGAUAAAGUAUGCUGACACAGGUGAUUCCAUUAGCAUCACUUGCACUUUUUCGUAUCAUCUCACUGGAGUCCUCAUUACACAGCUAAUGGAUAAUUUGCAGUUUUUGAAAAAGAAUGAUUUGAAAAAGCUUACCAUUGGAUACUGGAUAAUGUGGGAAAGAGAAGGAAAGGAAGAAAAGGAGACAGAGCAAUUGCUGGAAGAGAAGGAGCCAAAAACAAGCCUAAAGGAGGAAUAUCAAAAGGAAAAAAGUAGUGAAAAAAAGGACAAUGUUGAAGAACAAAAAGCAGAAGCAGAAAAACAAUUAUUAUUAAAACGUGACGCAAGUGUGCAUACAAGUGAUUUACAUUGGAGUAAUUUGUAA
Amphimedon queenslandica is the source of this 1597-nucleotide messenger RNA. RefSeq lists its product as uncharacterized. Gene Ontology annotation, biological process: signal transduction. Gene Ontology annotation, molecular function: protein binding. The record is from RefSeq and is a predicted model, not a curated record. The transcript is spliced from 9 exons. Lineage: Eukaryota; Metazoa; Porifera; Demospongiae; Haplosclerida; Niphatidae. Bases 20 to 1597 code for a protein of 525 amino acids.